Molecule: messenger RNA, 1208 nt
Organism: Chrysoperla carnea
Lineage: Eukaryota; Metazoa; Arthropoda; Insecta; Neuroptera; Chrysopidae
Product: phospholipase A1-like
Exons: 7
Coding region: 1-1011 (336 amino acids)
Molecular function (GO): lipase activity
Source: RefSeq, a predicted model, not a curated record
AUGUAUUCAAAGUUAAUUGUAUCAAGUAUUAUUUCUGCAAUUUUCAUCGGUAUUGGAAAUGGUGAAGUAAUUGGUGAUCAGGCGUCAAAUUGUUUUCACGCUCCAAAUGUUUGCCCCAAUAAAAAUAUUACUUUUUGGCUGUAUACCUGGGAUAACCAACAAAAUGGUAUACAAUUGGAUAUCGAUAAUAGAAAAAAAUUAAACAAUCAGUUACCGUCUAAAGAAAAACCAAUAAAAAUUUUAAUCCAUGGCUAUUUAGGUGGUAAAAACGAUACCUUUAAUAACGUUACACGAGAAGCAAUUUUCAAACUUGACGAUCCUUAUGUAAUAUCAGUUGAUUGGUCUCCAUUAACGCAAGUUAAUUGCACGUUAACUAGUGCAAGAAAUACACGAGUUGUUGGUAACUGUAUUGCAAAUUUAAUCGAUAAAUUAAUUGGAAAUGCCAGAAUUUUAUUGGAAAAGAUUCAUGUAAUUGGAUUCAGUUAUGGUGCACAAACAGCCGGAUUUAUUUCACCAAAUUUGAAAUGUGGAAAGAAAUUGGCAUGGAUAUCUGGUCUAGAUCCAUCGUUACAAUAUUUCGAUACACCAGACAAAUCCCAGCAGUUAGAUCAAACGGACGCAGAUUACGUAGAUGUUUAUCAUGCAGCGAUAGGAUAUAGAAGUCAAAUUAAACGAGUUGGUCACUGUGCUUUUUACUUCAACGAUGGUCAAAAUCAACCUGGAUGUAGAAAACUUGACCUGGAUCAAACCUAUCGUCAUUUAUGCAGCCAUGAACGAUCAUUUAAAUAUUAUGCUGGAAGUGUUACCCACAAAUUAUGGGUCGAAAGAUGUGGCGGUUUACCGUUGCAUAAAUGUAAUCCCGUAACAGACAUCCGAGCGGGUUAUUAUGUACCUUAUGGUACAAGUGGAGUAUUUCGAGUCAUCACAACAAAUUAUACAAACGAAAAACUAAAUGUAAACGAUGAUGAUGUCGUGAAACAGUUAGCGCAACUUAAAGAGCAGCCUAAGUAAAAAAAUUUGGAAAACGGUUGACCCUGCAGGUCAUCCCUGUAACUUCCCGCUAAGUAUUGACUCAUAACGUGUAAAAAAUUUUAUCUAUUCUGAUGUUAUAUCCACUCGCAUUUUAUUGUAAUUAGAUGUGAUCUUAGACUAAAAUCUGAUUAAAUCUGAUCAAACCGAUUACGACCGACUUGGUGGCGAUCGAUGUA